AUGGCAGAUGAUGUGGCAUUGUCAAGUGCCUGUGGGCGACGUCCACGUCGGUUGAAAAAACUAUUGUCGUUUGGUCGCCCUGAGAAAAUACCCCAUUUAGCCAAAGACCCUUUAACCUGGAAAUCUUGCUUUCCCUUUUUAACAAGGUUAAAAAAGCGGUCCUCAAAGUUAAGCGACGCUAGCCUUGAAGAUCCAUCUACUACCAAUAAUAAUAUCCCAUCCCGUGCUACCGCUCCUCUGCGAUCAGAAUCAUCCAAUCACCACCACCACCACCACCAAUCUACACAUAUCUAUUCAUCGGAUGAUGCAUCCACAUACUUUUUGUCUUCACACCACUUACGGAGUCGAAGGACGCGCGCUUGCAGUGAUACCACGUGCAUCACUUGGACGCCACGGCGGAAUGAUAGACUGUCGAGCAAAGACGACGAUGAUCCAUUGUUCGGUGACCCAAUUGCGGAUAAAUUGGCAUCACCUUAUUUCACAGGGUCAUCGCGUGAUAUUUGGUCGCAAAAAAAUGAGGCCACAGACAGUCUAUUGGCCAAGGAACCGCCCACACGUUGGUCACUUUGGAGCGACCUUGCCCAAGAAACGGGUUUACUUGAUUCCGAACCGACCGGAUCAGGAUCCAUCCCGCUCAAAGAACGCAGACGACGACGCAGUCCGCUCUUGAUCCCUGAAAGUCAACGUCUCACGCUUGCACUGAAAAGUCCACCGUCCGAGGCUUCCUUGGCCGACCCAUACCAGUACACGAGCAGUACGUCGAAAACGUGGAACAGUACCCCUUCCACACCUCUGACCAACGAUUCGAUGUGGCGUCAUCAUCUGAUCGAGCAGUCGUUAAAAUACAGUUUAUGGCCAUCCUUGGACGUAUCUCGACAGCAGGCCAUGGAUGCCUUGGAGGGACGCAAAGCCGGCAAAUCAGUCACCAUGAUGCCUAUCGCCAAUGUACAGGAGCUGGAUUCCUUGCUUGACGACGCUUCCGAGAAAAUCGUCCGAGAUAAAGCUCACUACGAUGCCAUUGUAGCGCGAACCACUCAGAAUCAUCACAGACGACCACUCUGCCAUAAAAGCGAAUCGAGACCCAAACCUCGCUCAGCGUCCAAAAUUGAAUCACGUAAACAUGCGGGAAUUUCUCAGUUGGGUUCGCAUCCUGAAGAUCAGCUGCAAUCGAUUAAUGAAGUCGACCGCUCAAGCACCACCACCGCCAUCUCCAUAGUGCCACCCACCCCGCCAGCGUCAGCCCAGUCACUGCAUUCACAAUCCACCACAGCUCAUGUCGGUUUCUUUCCUCCCUCUCCCAACUCUACACAUGCAACAGCCGUCCAACCAUUCACAGCUCACUAA
Molecule: messenger RNA, 1344 nt
Organism: Radiomyces spectabilis
Lineage: Eukaryota; Fungi; Mucoromycota; Mucoromycetes; Mucorales; Radiomycetaceae
Exons: 2
Coding region: 1-1344 (447 amino acids)
Source: RefSeq, a predicted model, not a curated record